Messenger RNA from Alternaria alternata, 1443 nucleotides. Its product is annotated as alpha/beta-hydrolase. Gene Ontology annotation, biological process: triglyceride catabolic process. Gene Ontology annotation, cellular component: cytosol. The record is from RefSeq and is a predicted model, not a curated record. NCBI's taxonomy places the organism in Eukaryota, Fungi, Ascomycota, Dothideomycetes, Pleosporales, Pleosporaceae. Gene Ontology annotation, molecular function: sterol ester esterase activity; triacylglycerol lipase activity. The transcript is spliced from 4 exons. The coding region runs from base 201 to 1205 and encodes 334 amino acids.
GGCCGUUGGCGGGCCCCGAUGUGACAUGUAACGUAACAAUCGAUGAUUGCUAUUAACUUGUUUGUUAUAUACUUUCCUAUACACUUCGCUGCUCUCCGAACUUUUUUGUGACCUCAUUUUCUGAACAAAAACUCCUCUGCAAAGGUUUGAAACAACCUGGGAAGAAAGAGCAAGGAAGCAAACAACAUAGAGAUUCAACAAUGUCACUAGAAUCCGACGUCAAGAUCCCCGCGGUGAAGUUUGACCGUAGCACGAUUGACAAGCAGACACUCGAGUUUAACGAGAAGUUGAUUAAGAUCUGGGCUGAUGGACCGAGAUGGUAUGAGGUCGGAGCCCCGGCGUACCGUCAAAUGCGCUGGGAAGGCAAAACUCCCCUUGCCAAGCCCGUCGUCUUGCCCGAAGGUGUAAAUGGUUCUCUUCCCUCCAGGGAAACUGGACGGGAGAUCCCGUAUCGAGUGUUUAAACCAAGUAGUGGAAAGAGCAAAGGGAUACAUAUGCACAUCCAUGGCGGAGGAUGGGUAUUGAUGAGCGAGGCUUACCAAGAUCCCUACCUGAAAUACCAAGCCGACCACUUUGAAGUAACGGUCGUAUCAAUCGGCUACCGCCUCGCGCCCGAAGACCCCUGGCCUGCAGGCGCAGAAGACUGCUACGACGCCGCAGAAUGGCUAGUCAAAAACGGACCUGAAGUUUUUGGUGGAGAGCUCAUGUUUACUGGCGGUGAGUCCGCCGGCGGCCAUCUCGCCUGCCUCGUCGCCAUGCAUCUCCUCGAGACGAUGCCAAGUUUCGCAUUCAAAGGCCUCCUCCUCCACUUUGGCUGCUACGACAUGUCGUCCUUCCUGCCCCACGUUCUGCACCACGAAACACAUCUCGUCAUCGACCACGACGUGAUGAAAUCUUACAUUGACGCCUUGCUUCCCAACACCACGGAAGCUGAGCGCCGCGACCCCUCCAUUUCACCUUUCUGGGCUGACCUCCGUGGAAAGAAGUUACCGCCUGCUCUGUUUACGUGUGGUAGUGAAGAUCCGUUGUUGGAUGAUAGCGUGAUGAUGGGGGCGAAAUGGGCGAUGUGGGGGAAUGAGAGUAUAGUCAAGAUUUAUCAUGGAGCGCCGCAUGGAUUCAUUGGGUUUCCGCCUGGAACUAUCAAGAGUGUGCAAGAGGUUUUGGAUGAUACUGAGGCCUUUGUCAGAAGUAAAAUGGGCGCUUGAUUAAAUUGGAUAGGUGAACUGGACGCAUUCGGUGGGUGCCUUGCCCUUGAUAUCCUAAGCUAGAUAUACCACCUGGUUGAACGUCUGGCAUUCAAGGGAGGAAAGCAGAGCUUUCGGGUCUUUUCGCAUCUCUCUCAAGAAUUUGCCGAAUUUCGAAUCCUUCUUCGCUAGCAGAGCCUCGUAUUGUCUCUCGUAUUCUAUGCUCAUCAAUACCUCAGUCGGAUCGAAUAUACGGGCA